AUGGAUAAACAAAGACCACGCAAGGACUUUCGGGUCAUUAUUGUCGGCGGUUCGAUCGCAGGGCUCACACUUGCGCAUGCCUUGCGAAAAUACAACAUCGAGUAUGUCGUGUUGGAAUCUCGCGGUGAGAUCGCGCCCCAGGUCGGUGCCUCGAUUGGCCUACUCCCCUCUGGCUGCGGAAUUCUCGACCAGUUGGGCGUUUUCGAGGACAUUCGCAAGGAGAUAGAGCCGCUGAAGAGCACGAAAUACUGGACAAAAUCUGGGAAGAUGAUUGCUGAGACUGAAGGCCCCGUUAUUAUGCAUGAAAGACAUGGCUACCCAGUCUCUUUCCUUGACCGACAGAAGGUUUUGGCAGUUCUCUAUGACCAUCUUGCCCAGGAUAAGUCCAAGGUGUUCCUCAACACGAAAGCCGUGCGGGUGGAACAUACAGCGACGUCGGCAGUCGUUCACUGCGCCGAUGGUAGUCAAUGGACGGGGGAUGUGGUCGUUGGAGCCGAUGGGGUCCAUAGCAGGAUACGAAGUGAGAUGUGGAAUCGUAUGGAGAAGCAGCAGUUAAGUCAUACCGUGGCCCGUGAGAAGGACGAAAUGAUAUCGGUGUAUUCGUGCGUCUUUGGCAUCUCAACAGCCACCAAAGGGCUUAACGCUGGGGACAUGCAUCGGACGUUCAGCAAGGACUUUUCUACUCUGACUAUUGUCGGGAAAAAUGAUCGUGUCUUUUGGUUUUUCUUCGCGAAAAUGGAUCGGAAGUAUACUCUGGGAAACAUUCCACGAUUUACUCCUGAGGAGCAGAUGAAACACGUCUCGAAAUACCUCCAUAUAAACAUCACCCAUGAUGUGCUGUUUCGGGACGUCUAUGGUAAUCUCGUCUCCACUGCCUAUGUGCCUCUUGAGGAGGCUUUCUAUCGGCACUGGACAUGGGAUCGGAUGGCCUGCAUUGGCGACUCCAUUCACAAGAUGACUCCUAACAUGGGCCAAGGGGGAAACACUGCCAUCGAGAGCGCAGCAAGCCUAGCAAACUGCUUCAAAAAGUUCAUCGACGCUGCUCCGGAUUCAUCCUACAAUAUGAGCGAUCUCCGUGGCGCGUUGUCUGCGUGGGCCGUUGCACGAAAACCGCGAGCGAAGGAUAUUUGGGCGAACGCCAACAACCUUACCCGGCUCGAGACGUGGGCUACGCUGAAGCAUAAACUGAUGACCUAUUAUCUGCUACCAUAUAUGAGUCGUACCCUCAUCGAUAGGGCCUGCGCAACCUUCAUUGGAACAGAAGUGCUCGAGUAUCUCCCGAUUCCGAGAGUCUCCCAGGAAUGCCCGAUACCUGCGGAUAGACGAUACCGGAACGUGCAGCAGGAUUCAUCGUGGAAACGGCUCCUGUGGUCCGUUCCUUUGGUUGUGUAUCUUGUUGGAGCUUGUGUCGCUAUGGACAUCGAGCCUCUCGAGACUCACGCACAGCCCCUGAUCUCCCGUGGUUCAUUUGAAUCUGUCAACGGGGAGGUUGUCCCUUUGCUCCGACCCAUCUUCCACAAGGAAAUCCUGGAUACGAUUCUUGGGAGGCUUACUACUUGUUUUCUGCCGUCUAUUAGUGGUUCGGAUCCGAUAUCCCGGUCACAGAUGCUCUCAUUCCUCACCGACUUGGGGCCGCUAUACGGAAUCUGGCUAUUGGAGAGCUAUCGUCGAACACAUAGCUUGCCCGGCGUCCUCCUGUGA
This is a messenger RNA of Aspergillus terreus NIH2624, 1701 nucleotides long. Its product is annotated as FAD-dependent oxidoreductase. The coding region runs from base 1 to 1701 and encodes 566 amino acids. The record is from RefSeq and is a predicted model, not a curated record. NCBI's taxonomy places the organism in Eukaryota, Fungi, Ascomycota, Eurotiomycetes, Eurotiales, Aspergillaceae. Gene Ontology annotation, molecular function: FAD binding. The transcript is spliced from 4 exons.